This is a messenger RNA of Dissoconium aciculare CBS 342.82, 823 nucleotides long. RefSeq lists its product as uncharacterized. The transcript is spliced from 2 exons. Lineage: Eukaryota; Fungi; Ascomycota; Dothideomycetes; Mycosphaerellales; Dissoconiaceae. The record is from RefSeq and is a predicted model, not a curated record. The coding region runs from base 143 to 685 and encodes 180 amino acids.
AGAUUUCGUUACGGCAUUUUCACUCAAAUCGACUUUUGGAUGACUGCGGCUGUCAUCCUCGUCGUUAUGAGUGGUGCAUGCACGGCGUUCCGCAUCCGCAUAGUUGGAGCUUCUCCUGAUGCUUUGACAGCAAACGUUCUGAAUGGAGAGAGGAAGAAAGAUACCUCCGCUGCUACACAUGCGGUGCCCAAAGACUGGUCUGCGCCUAGCUAUGGACUCUAUUCACUUCGAUAGAUUUCCUUUCUGGUUAGCCGCAUUCCAGCCCAACAUCAGUCAGUCCGUUGAAAGUCACACAAGCACUGCCUCUUUGGUAUAUUCCACCCCCUUUGGAGCUCUUGAAGCGCGAUGCGACCGCCAGUGGAGUCUCUUAUCACACGCAGUACCAUUCAUUAUUGCAAUUUCGGCUUUGGGCUGCCACAAGACGAUCCACCUUUCUUCAUCCCUUGCGUCGAGGCUUCGCUUUCUGUCCUUUUGUGUCACCACAUCUUCAGGACGAUUGGCCAUCAUCACGUCUUCAACGACCACAUGUCUCGUCGUCUUGCCAGUGCUACAGGGAUUAUCCACGGCCGUCUCCGAUAGCAUCACAAGCGUGGAAUGUGACUGCGAAUAUUUGCUCGCAGAAUUAGGCUGUGUGAGCAAUUUGUCGACGUCCUCCCUCCUGGAGUCGACGUUUCCAGAGACAUAAAUUCUCGAACGAGUCCGCUCAACUUUCUUGAGAUGGCUCAUAAUUCCAGCCCUGUUCUCCAACGAGCUUCAUCCGCAUCAUCCGCAUCAUCUUUUAGCAACGGCGUUACUCCAUUCUUACCCGCUGAAAACAUGAUUG